Molecule: messenger RNA, 979 nt
Organism: Trachymyrmex cornetzi
Lineage: Eukaryota; Metazoa; Arthropoda; Insecta; Hymenoptera; Formicidae
Exons: 4
Coding region: 241-690 (149 amino acids)
Source: RefSeq, a predicted model, not a curated record
AAGUCUCCUGAAGGAUAUAUUCUUAAAUGUUAAUACGAUACGAGUUGGUUUUCUCGAGGUUUAUUUCUGAUGAUAGCAUAUCACUGGUUGUCAUUUUGUGAUGGUAUUUUGACAGAUUGUUCAUCGUUGCAAAUAGUAGAUGUACCGUUCUCUGCACUUAUUGAGUGGGCAACAGAAAACUGACAACCCCAGAGGAAAAAAAGAUCACAUAAGAAUACAUACUUAAAUAUUAAUAACAAGAUGGACACGUAUGAUUAUGUAUAUAUUGCGAUCAUAUCAGCAUGUUAUAUGGUUUUACGAAAACGUAAAGGAAAUAAGAAAAAACGAUUAUGGGUACGACCCAUAAAUGUACGUCGACCGUUGUUUGAGGAUUUCCAGCAUCUUUUUCAAGAAUUAAAAGAAGAUGAGAAAAUGUUUUUUAAAUACACAAGAAUGAACAUUCAUACUUUUAAUAAAUUAUUAAAUAUAUUGCGACUUCACUUACAAAAGAUACAUUGGAGAGCAUUAUCCGCGGAACACCGCCUUAUCAUUAUGCUUCGAUUUCUUGCAACAGGAGAUCAAAUAUCUUCAAUUGCAUUUGCGCAUCGAAUAGGGGAAUCAACUGCUUAUAAAGUUAUCAAAGAAACAUGCGCAAUAACAAUGAAAGUUUUAAGUCCCAUAUAUUUAUACAAAGGCAUAAAUUUGCAUUAAUCUAAAUAUUUAACAAUACUUGUCAUAUAUCCAGGUUUAGAUUCAGGUUUAGAUUCAAGUAUAAAAUUCAUAGGAGAUCUGCGUUGGUUACAUUUGUCUAUGUCAGAAGCACAAGUAUCAGUAUAAUGUGAAUGUGACGUAGAGAAAAAUCGAGAGUGUGAUGUAGAAGACAUAGAUGAAUUGGAAGAAGCUGUUUCUGUUGAUUUCCGCUCAGUCCUUAAUGCUUUAUUGGACAUUUUGAUGAUAGUAUUAUCUUGAUUAGUGCUAGAUUGAUUUUUAUUUCUUAAUA